Molecule: messenger RNA, 540 nt
Organism: Micromonas pusilla CCMP1545
Lineage: Eukaryota; Viridiplantae; Chlorophyta; Mamiellophyceae; Mamiellales; Mamiellaceae
Exons: 1
Biological process (GO): protein localization to cilium; cilium assembly
Cellular component (GO): ciliary basal body
Molecular function (GO): protein binding
Source: RefSeq, a predicted model, not a curated record
AACGCGAUCGCGCAGGUCGCGGACGGCCUCGAGGGCGGCAUCCAGUUCGUCUACCUCGGCUCGCUCCUCGCCAUCCUGGGCUUCGCCGGGUUCAUCGUCGUGCGUCAGGUGCUCAUCCGCCGCGAGCUCGACGAGAGCGCGAAGCAGAUGGGGGAGCGCAUUCGCAGCGGCGAUGCGACCGCGGAGGAGUACUUCGAGAUGGGGAGCAUCAUGCUCCGGAAGAAGGUGUACACGCAGGCGGUGCGGAACCUCCGGCUGGCGGCGGCGCAGUGGGAGGGCGCGGAGGAGGAUCUCGCGCAGAUUCACAACGCGUUAGGGUUCGGGUAUCUCUCCACGGACAAGCUCGAGGAGGCGGUGACGGAGUUUAAGAGGGCCGUGGAGCUUCAGCCCGGGUACGUCACCGCGUGGAACAACCUCGGGGACGCGCUGGAGCAGCUGAAGGACGUGAAGGGGGCGAUGGCGGCGUACGAGGAGUCGUUGACGCUCUCCCCGGGGAACCAAGUCGCGGAGAACCGCCUGACGGAGAUCAAGCGGCGACUC